This is a messenger RNA of Sphenostylis stenocarpa, 855 nucleotides long. Lineage: Eukaryota; Viridiplantae; Streptophyta; Magnoliopsida; Fabales; Fabaceae. The record is from the annotation of a GenBank genome assembly.
AUGAUAGUGAAGGCAGAGAAAACCAUGCCUGAGGGAGUUGGGGAAGAAGGAGCUAUUGGUGUUGGGUUGAAGCAGCACUUUGUGCUUGUACAUGGCGUAGGUGGGGGAAGUUGGUGCUGGUACAAAAUCCGGUGCCUUAUGGAGAAUUCUGGCUACAAGGUCUCAUGCAUAGACCUGAAAAGUGCUGGAAUUGAUCAAUCUGAUGCAGAUUCUGUUCUGUCGUUUGAUGAUUAUAAUAAACCUCUAAUCGAUUUCAUGUCUGCUUUGCCUGAGGAUGAACAGGUUAUAUUGGUGGGACACAGCGCUGGAGGGUUGAGCAUUACUCAGGCCUGUCACAAGUUUUCAAAUAAGAUCCGUUUAGCUGUUUAUGUGGCAGCUACUAUGCUCAAAUUGGGAUUCUUGACCGAUCAAGAUCAUAAAGAUGGUGUGCCCGACUUAUCUGAAUAUGGGGAUGUGUACGAGCUAGGAUUCGGAUUGGGACAUGAUAAUCCUCCAACCAGUGCUGUGGUGAAGAAAGAAUUUCAACGCAAAAUCAUCUACCAUUUGAGCCCCCAUGAGGAUUCGACCUUGGCUGCGAUGCUGUUGAGGCCAGGGCCAUUGUUAGCAUUGAUGAAUGCGCGAUUCAGAGAGGAUGGUGGUGAAGUAAUGGAGAAGGUGCCCCGCGUGUACAUCAGGACAAGGCAUGACAAGGUGGUGAAACCAGAGCAACAGGAAGCCAUGAUAAAGAAGUGGCCACCAUCUACUGUGUAUGAACUCGACAGUGACCAUAGUCCCUUCUUCUCUUCUCCAUUCCUUCUCUUUGGCUUGCUUCUAAAAGCUGCAGCUUUGGAUGUUGGAUUGAGUGCGACUGGUUAG